GUGGGUGGGAGCACCGUAGGGGAGUCACAUCCAGGUGGCAUAUAAAUAUCUUUAUAAGACCUGACACACCUCUCCUGCAAGCUCUCUUCAGGGAAAAAUGGCUCUGAAGAUAAAGAAAGCUGGAGGUAAAACUAGCAAACAAGAAGGACCUCAACACCCCUUUGACUGCCAACAAAUGAGGAUUGUCCUGCUGGGUAAAACAGGAGUGGGGAAAAGCGCAGUUGGCAACACCAUCCUGGGCAGGAAACAGUUUGAAUCUGCACUCAGAAGUGCUUCAGUCACCAGCCAAUGUCUAAAGCAACAUGCUAUAGUAUUUGACAGACCAAUUGCUGUUAUCGAUACCCCAGGCCUGUUUGACACUGAGCAGCCCAACAACGAAAUCCAGAAAGAGAUAGUGAAAUGUAUCCAGGUCUCCUCCCCAGGGCCACAUGCUUUCCUGUUGGUGAUGCAGCUCAACAGAUUCACUAAUGAGGAGAAGAUGUGUGUUGAAGCUCUGCAGGAGAUCUUUGGUGAAGAAGCAAAUAAAUUCAUGAUUGUCCUGUUCACCCGUGGAGAUGACCUCCAAAACCAGUCCAUUCAUGAAUUUGUCAGGGAUGCCAACUCACACCUGAAGGAGGUGAUCAGGAAAUGUGGGGGCAGAUACUGUGUCUUUGACAACAAGACAAUGUCUAAUAGGGACCAAGUGAAGGAACUGCUGGACAUGAUUGACAAGAUGAUGGCCCUGAAUGGAGACAACUUUUACACCCAGGAGAUGUAUGAGGAGGCAGAGGCAAAGAUCAGAGAGAAGGAGGAGGAGAUCAAGGAAGCAGCCAUAGAGAAGAAAAGACUCCAUCGAGAAAAACUAGAGAAAGAGCGAUUAGAGAGAGCAGAAAAACUUGCAGUACAGCUGAGAAGUGCGGUGGACCAGGAGAUUGAAAAGAGGUUAUCUGUAAUCAGGAUGGAAUACGAGCAGGAGCUGAAGGAAGCUAGAAUUAAGGCAGAGGAGUCUGAUCUCAAAUUGAGUUUCUCACAAAAACUCAAGAUGAAGGUUUCAAAAGCUUUCAGGAUUGUAAAGAAAUAAAUGGGUCAUAUUUCUGAAUACUCCUGAAUAUUCAGUAUUUCCGAGUAAAGCUGUAUACAUUUAAGAUUUUAAUUUCAAUGUUGUGUAAGUUCUGCUGACACUUUGAAUUGAACUGAAUUUUUCAUUGUAGUAUAUAAAUAUAUAACAUCAAUCUUCAGAUAAUACUUGUAAUUUGGUGUAUUAAGUGCUUUUAUAUUAUAUAUUUUUGCUUUAUGCUUAUGUCUACUCCUCUUUGAAUAUGUUGGGAAGUGGGUAUUGCGUGAAUAUAGUUUAUUUAAAAUACAACAUACUACAUUUAUUUUUACUAACAGUCAAAUAUUUCAUAUUAAGAUAA
Molecule: messenger RNA, 1394 nt
Organism: Paramormyrops kingsleyae
Lineage: Eukaryota; Metazoa; Chordata; Actinopteri; Osteoglossiformes; Mormyridae
Product: GTPase IMAP family member 7-like
Molecular function (GO): GTP binding
Source: RefSeq, a predicted model, not a curated record